AUGAAUGAACCAUCACUCACACCACCAUCAAAUGAUUCUUCCGAAAUGGUCUUUCCCUUGACUCGUUUCAUGGAACAAGUCGGAUUCGAUGUCUUUCAAUUCAUUCUCUCCUACUUACCUCCCAUUCCCUAUCUCUUUCAAUUACAACGUGUGAAUCAACAUUGGAAAUACCUCUGUUGUGAAUGUAUGAAAGAAGAUUGCACUGAAUUGUAUUGGGAUCUCUCGACCAUUUCUGGUUUGAAAUGUAAAGGAUUUUUAGGAAAAGUUGAAGAUAAAUUACCACACGUGUAUCAAUAUUUACAUGUCGGAGAAAGCAACGACGUGAGAGGAUUGGGAUUUUUGAGAAUUAUUCUUUCACAUUUCAAAAAAGUGAAACGCAUGACUUUGAAAAAUAUGAAAAUUUCAGUAGGGGUGCUUCAUGCAAUAUUUGUCGAGUGGAGAGGAAGAGUGAAAGAAUUAUGUUUCAUUGAUUGUAAUAUUGAUUCAGUGAAUUUAGGAAAUUGGUUUCGCUUCAAGUUUGAUAGUAGCGAAACUUUUCAAAAUUCAUAUGGAUUUGUCAAUGGUCGUCAUUUGAGAGAAAUUGAAAUUAGUGUCGAACCUGAAUAUGGUCAACCUAUCUUAGAUGGGCUUUCUAGAUCUGAACUCGAAACAAUCAUUUUACGAAAUUGUUCGUCCACUUCCGGUUAUUAUUAUGAUAUGCGAUGCUUAUUUGGAGAAUUAAUGGGAUUGUUGAAAUGUUUUUUGCCUCAUCUCAAAUAUGUGGAUACUUCAAACCUAUCUCCAUCGACAGACAUGGAUAAAUUGAUUGAAGAACUUGAUGUUAAAAGAUUUUUUCCAAAUGUGGUAUUCCAAAAGAACGUGUACACGAUUGCAUGUCAAAUGAUUAAGGACGGAAUUGAUUAUCAUGAAGUAAUGAGGUGUUACUUUGAUUAUUUUGUGAGUGAAUUCAAAUUUCGAAGAAAUCGAUUGAUUGCUUAUGCCAGCCGACACUUGUCAAAUUUUUCUGAAUUUUCACAGUUUCACAAAUUCGUUGCUAAACCUCUAUUGACCUUCUUCUCUAUUCAUUCUCCAUUUGGAAUUGAUACUGAUCAACAAGACAUUCAAGGAUACAAUAUUAUUCAAUUGGCUCUCAUGCAUGCCAACACGGAUGUAUUAACAUUUAUUUUAGAAUAUUUAACAUGUUUGGAAAAUUCAACAGAAACAACAUCAUCCCAACAAGAAUUACAACAAUUAUUUUCACACAAUAACAAGCUCGAUGGAAAGAAUGCAAUUUUCUCAUGCAUGUCACAAGGACGAGAACAACAAUUACUAACGCUACUCCACAAGUACAAAAUUUCAUUGAAUCAUCAAGCUCUCGAUGGUAAUACCGUUGCACAUUAUUUGUGUCAUUUUGGACAGUUACAACGGAUGAAAUUUAUUUUGGAAAAAGUAUUGGAACUUGACACGGAUCAUGUUGCCAAAAAAUCUGUUAACGUUUCUGAAGUGAAAUACUUUAUUGAUUUUGAUAUCAGAAAUAAUGAAGGAGAAACUCCUUUGGAUUUGUGUAACAAGUACAAAAUGCAUUCCAUGUAUUCAUACUUGAAAGACCGUGCCAAGCAAUUAGGAAUUUCUCAUGUACCUCAAUACACGUUUUCAACAUCCCAAAGCAACAAUAAUACACAACAGGCUUCAUCACCAGAUCAGGCAAGUUUUGGUGUAGUGAUGGCUUCAUCAUUGAGGUCAUUCAAAUGCUGCCAAUUACUCUAA
This is a messenger RNA of Naegleria lovaniensis, 1746 nucleotides long. RefSeq lists its product as uncharacterized. The transcript has a single exon. The record is from RefSeq and is a predicted model, not a curated record. Gene Ontology annotation, molecular function: protein binding. NCBI's taxonomy places the organism in Eukaryota, Heterolobosea, Eutetramitea, Acrasida, Naegleriidae. The coding region runs from base 1 to 1746 and encodes 581 amino acids.